Molecule: messenger RNA, 6620 nt
Organism: Dermochelys coriacea (leatherback sea turtle)
Lineage: Eukaryota; Metazoa; Chordata; Testudines; Dermochelyidae
Gene: TTL
Product: tubulin tyrosine ligase
Exons: 8
Coding region: 415-1548 (377 amino acids)
Biological process (GO): protein modification process
Source: RefSeq, a predicted model, not a curated record
UGCCGUGCCCGUGCCUUGCCCGUGAGCCGGGCGGGGCGCGGCCGGGGCGGGGGGGUCCUGGCUCCGCCUGAUCUCGGGGACCAUGUAGGAGGCGCUGGCGGGUUGGAGAAACGCACUAGGCUCUGCCCGGGGCAGACCGGCCCCCGUCCAUCGCCGCAGAGGGGAGCUCGCUGGGGACGGGGACAGGCCCCUGCUCCCCUAUGGGUGUGCCUGGGGGUCCAUAGUUUGAUCUUCCUGAGCGGAUUAUAAAGCUGAGCCUGCAGGCGCCGGGCCGAGAGCAAUGCCUCGCGGCGCUGGUUUCCUCUGAAUCCAGCCGCGUGGGUGGUAGCCGGGGUCGCGGAGACCCGCUUUAGGGAGCCGCAAACCACGCUGCCGCCCGGCUUGUGCGUUAAGUGGCUCGUGUUGAAUGGAACGAUGUACACGUUUGUGGUCCGAGAUGAAAACAGCAGCAUCUAUGCUGAAGUGUCCAAAAUACUCCUGUCCACCGGCCAAUGGAAGAGGCUGAAAAGAGACAACCCCCGAUUUAACCUGAUGCUGGGGGAGAGGAACAGACUGCCCUUUGGGAGACUGGGUCAUGAACCUGGACUUGUGCAGCUGGUAAAUUACUACAGGGGAGCUGACAAGCUUUGUCGCAAAGCUUCAUUAGUGAAGCUAAUCAAGACGAGCCCUGAGUUAUCAGAAUCUUGCACAUGGUUCCCAGAAUCAUACAUGAUUUAUCCAACUAACUUAAAGACUCCAGUGGCUCCAGCGCAGAAUGGAAUUCGCCAUCUUAUAAACAACUCCAGGACGGAUGAAAGGGAAGUGUUCCUGGCCUCCUACAACAAGAGGAAGGAGAAUGGGGACGGGAACGUGUGGAUAGCCAAAUCCUCGGCCGGUGCCAAAGGUGAAGGAAUUCUUAUUUCUUCAGAGGCUACUGAACUUCUGAACUUUAUAGAUGAUCAAGGACAAGUGCAUGUGAUUCAGAAGUACCUUGAAAAGCCUAUGCUGUUAGAGCCAGGCCAUCGCAAGUUUGAUAUUAGAAGCUGGGUUCUAGUGGAUCACCAAUAUAAUAUCUACCUCUACAGAGAAGGCGUUCUGCGGACCUCUUCAGAACCAUACAAUAGUGUUAAUUUCCAAGACAAAACCUGCCAUUUGACCAAUCACUGCAUACAGAAGGAAUAUUCUAAAAACUAUGGGAAGUAUGAAGAAGGGAAUGAAAUGUUUUUUGAGGAGUUCAAUCAGUAUCUGAUGAGUUCUUUGAACAUUACACUGGAAAGUAGCCUGUUACUGCAGAUCAAACAAAUAAUAAGAAGCUGCCUUAUGUGUAUAGAGCCUGCAAUCAGCACCAAACACCUUCACUACCAGAGUUUCCAGCUCUUCGGCUUUGACUUCAUGGUAGACGAGGAACUGAAGGUCUGGCUAAUCGAAGUCAAUGGGGCCCCUGCCUGUGCCCAGAAACUUUAUGCAGAGCUUUGCCAAGGUAUAGUGGAUGUAGCCAUCUCUAGUGUCUUUCCCCUCAGUGACAUAGUGCAAAAGCAGAGCCAGCCAUCAAUAUUUAUGAAGCUGUGAUUACAAGACCAUCUUAGCGACACACAUGGGAGAGCUGCCAUCUAUCGAUUCUGAGGGAAGGCUGUUGGAUCAUUGACUUUAGUAUUAUGCCAAAAAGGAGGAAAGAGAGACAACUUUUUGGAAAUUCACGAGGAAAAUAUAAAUAAAAGAAGGCUACCAAGGAGAGUCCAGGAUGAGCCAAAGUUGUUCAGACAAUUCUGCCUGUGUUUCAUCAAACUAUGCUCUGGAAACAGCUCAUGUGACUUUAAUAACUGAAGCAAAUCUCUCUGGGAGAACAGCAAAAUAAUGUUUAAAAAAAAAACAGGGAUACAAUAAUAUUGUAUUAUCUCGUCCUUUUCUAAAAAGAAACCUUUUUUCCUUUUUUUUAAUAAGGCAAUUUAAUGAAGAGUACCAUUGAUGUGGGUUUCUUGGUUCAUCACCUGCUGCAGUUUUAGUGCCUUAGCUCAGUCCCCAAUAGGUAACUCCUUUUUGUUCCUGCUCCAUUUGUGUAGAGGUGAAAAGCGGUCUUGUUUUGUAGGAUGUGUAAAAGAAGAAAAAAUUAAUUUUAAGUCUGUUUUAAAAUCAGCUAGCGAAACACCCAGUAACGAUAUGGCAAAGGUGGCACACUGAGGCAACACUAAUGUGAUGAAGUAGCCUAGGGUUUAAGGAGGUUUUAUUUACUUGUAUCCAUUGUCUAACGAGAUUUGAAUCGGUUGUCCGAUUCAUCAGUCUGAUGCAGUUGGAACCCCUAGAAAACAAGUACUCAGCUUCUCCCUCACCGAGCUGCAGUUUCUAAGGAGUCUACGUUGACACUCUUGUUGAGAGCGUUGCUGUAACAGUGUCCGACUUCCUUGGAAGGUUUGUUCAAAGGGGCAUUCAAAUUAUCUUAGUUCAGCUCUUCUUUCAGUUUUUAUGCUUUUAAUACCUUCGUUUUUGUUAACCAAAAGAACACCAAGGGACCCUGGCAAUCUCUUUAAGAUGCAUCUGAGGCUUGAAAAAAGAAGCCUUUCAACCCAAUCAAUUUUAUCUCUCUCCAUUGGACAAACAUUGCAUUUUUUCGCACUUACAAGUCAGCACCACCAAAACAUGGCUGUGCUUUGUACCCCAAGCAUCAUCAGUCAGUAGAAAUAGGCUCACCUCUUGGGGAAAGCAUUUGAUGAUCAGCUGGUGCUGCUGUAGAACAGCAGGGAAACUCUUGUUGCAUAUUGUGUUAUAUUGUGAUAACCUUUUAAAAAAAAAAUUAGGUCAGUGAAUGUAGAAACUCACAUUUUUUUAAGUAUAACCUAAAUAGAUACAUGAAAUCCUGGGAACAUUCCCCACAUCAUAAACAGUCCCUUUAAGUUACAGUUUUUAACCUAAAUAGGUUGGCUGUGUUUCUUUGUAGAACACAGUGGGGUCCCUAAUAGCAAACUGGGUACUAUAGAUCGUAAGUGUGUUCCGUAUUGCAAUGCAGUGUGUUGGGAAUUUUCAGUAGGAAUAGAGGUGGAAUUUUAAAUUUAAUCUUAGUGUUUAAGAAGUAAAAGUCUGUGUCUGCAAAUGACUAAUACUAACAAGAUCCCCUUUAAGGAAACCAGUAAGAUUUCUAUAAACUAUUACCGUUUUCAAUACUGAGCUGCUACAGUUCUCCUACAUGCAUUGCCUGUUGCAUCCUAGCAUAUUUUAGUUCUAUGAUUAGAUUUUUUUUUUCUACAUAUUUUAAAAGCUCAGUGAAAUGAGGCAGCUUCCUACCAAAUAAGUGUGCAUGACUGAAUGAGAAGCAGAGUCUGAUACGGAAAAGCAUGAGAGACUUGUUUAGAAGAAGGAUCUUUCUUGUGUGAUGCACAAUCCACACACGAUGCUGUUGUGGAACACUGACAUCUGCACCUGAAUCAAAUCCAGCAAGAGUUCUGGCUCUGCUGGUCGGAUCAGAACUACGUUCUGUUGUCUCUGACAGUUGCUUUGGGUUGAGGAUACUUAAAUUAAUGAGGGUGACCCAAGCAAAAGAAAAGUGGCUCCUGCUACCAAAAAAUAACACACAUUUAGGAGGUUCCAAGCUUCUGAUUGGCUGAGUUUAAUAAGCAUUGAGUUAAGUAGUCUAAUUUUUCCCUCCAGUGAUAUGUCUGAGCACUCUUACACACUUACCUCGACUUAGGACUGAGAUUUCUUAUCUCUGAAUUGUUACCAGGGUAGAGCUCUGUGAAUGAAUGAACCUGUCGCACUUUGCCAAGUCACUGGUGUUCGUAAAUCUUGGCUCUAUAGCAAAGGGAGAGACAGAAGCAUUUCUGAGAGGUGUAUGGAACUUUAAAUUUCAUUGCUGGGAUGCACUGGGGGAGUUUCUGUUCCAUACCUUAAUUAUUUCGAUCCAGAACAACUAGAUUUGGGGACGGACUCAGCCACUCAUCUUAAAAGUUUGUCUAUUUGAAAACUUUGGCCAGGUGGCUAUCAGAUUGUCACUUCUGUCAAAGGGCUUCAUGCUCUUGCUGGCUUCAUUUAUUUACAACAAGUAAAUAACUUACUUCACAACUCUUCACACCAUUGCUGCUUUUCUGCAGAUCUCUGCAAUCUAGCAUUGAAGCUGCAGAGGUCGUUCCAUUGGUGUGAGUUUUCUGCUGUAACGCCAGUUGAACAUCAUCUGUACAUCAAGCCAGACUGCAGGUGAGACAGGAAACGUUCGUGAAGCAGUUAAGAUUUCUUAGCUGACUAGCAUUCUUUCCUUAUCAGCUGGCAAAGAACAGGCCUUAUUCUAGGACCUGUAUGGGGCUGCCUGAGCUCACUGUCAAGAGCCCAAUUACCUUGCUUGGCAGAGGGGCAGUGUAAGGCCAGGAAUUUUGUUUUGCAAAGCUAGUAGCCAAGUGAUUUGAGUUGGGUUUUCACGGCUGCAGGGAAAAAAAAAAACAAACUAAUUUUAAAAAUUAACUUGAAGUCUCCAUUACUGUGGAGGCCAGGAAGCCUAUGAGGGGGACAGACGGGGUUUGUACUGAAAUGAACCCACAGAAACACUCUUGGCUCUUGUGAUACCCUCAUUUUACUAGCUGGUUAGCCAGUUAAGACUAGGCUGGAAUGUGUAAAAUAAGUUAGGGGAGGGGGGAUCUUAAAGGUCUUAGGCCUUUUUUAUCUCAUAAAGAAGUAAAGAAAAGGCACAAGCCCUGAGGCAGUUGACAUUUUCUUCCUUUUUAGGUUGCCUUUAAGAAUUAGUAAAGGUUCAGUAGCUGUUCCUCUAGUGUGUUCAAUGUGUUCCUACAGGGAACUUGUUGUAUAGGAUAUAUACAUCUGCUUAUUGUGAGCCCAGCUAGCUGGGGCAGUAGAACCUUUCUCCAAACAUGCUCUUGUAAGUAUCUUGUGUGCUGUGCUCCUAGGGGAGACUGACAGAGCAAAGCCGUUGGCAUAGUGUGCAAGAUGGCUCAUGCUGAAUUGACACCAGGCAACCUCCUCCCACCCUGGUUUGAUGGUCCCUGGAUGAACCUUGCAAUCCUGCAACAGUAAUCAUGGGACUAUUGUCAUUCAGGUGUGGGAAAGUCAGAGAGAGAUCUUGCUUGUUGUCAGGAUGUGCAGUUUCACUGGGGUGACCUGCUGAGCAGGUAGAGCACCUGCUUGCUGCCUUUGGGACAAAUUCUGCCACUCUAGAGCCACAAUUAACUCUGGACAUCAGAAUGGGGAGCCCUGCAUUUACAGUAAAAUCUGCACCAACUUUUGUUUUAAGCAACCAAUUUAAUGUAUUUACGUGUAGAGUUUCAGGUACAUAUUUGUUUGACCUUGAGGUUGGUUAUAAUAGACCUCCAGUUGAUGAUCUCUUGCAAAGUCUUAAACUAAGGCGUUUCACUGUAUUCCAAACUAAUUGAAUUCUGUUUAGUAAUGAUCUGAUUAUUCACACAAUACCUGUUUAACUUUUCUCACCAUUUUUAAAGAUGUUUAUCAGGUUGUCAAAUUACUGGCUUCUUUGCCAUAUUCUUCGAAAGGCCUUUUCUCAGAAUUCUACAAGGUUAAUUAACUGACAAUAAUACUUGGAGGGAGGAGUGGGGAAGGCAUUUGUUACAGCAGAAGAGCAGUGUGUAACCAAUUUCCUCUUCCUUUAUACCCUACUUAUAUUUUAAAUAUAAUAUUUCUGUCUUCCACGGUGGUAGUCAUUGCCAAGAGAAAACAUCAGAAAGGUAACUGUGGUUUCUAAAAUUCUGGGUGCUCACACUAAGGAAAAUGUAUUUUGUCCAAUUACCAAAAUGUCUUUAUCUGUAAGGGACUUGUUUUUGAUUGAAGAGUUAGAACAUUGUAUGCUUGUGUGUAAUUUUAAGUGAAGAUCAUGAACUUUUUUAAAGAAAUUGCAAAAAUAACAUUUUCUAACUGAAGUCCUAUAAAAGUUUAAUUGAAAAGGCCUUACUCGUUAAUGAGCUCUUGAAAGAGAUGGAUGCUGCUUUUCAGGAAGAUGCAUAUCAUCCUACAGAAUGUGAUUGGUGUCUAGGCUGAUCCAUUGUUUCCUUUUUUGUGUCUGUCAUUGAGAAGGAUUUCACACAUGGGCUCUCUGAAUGAGGGUCUUGUGAAACUGGAAUCUUGGAAGUCCUGUUUUCAGUUUGUCUGUGGCUUGUCUCAUACAGGAUAGGGGGAAAUCCCAUUUUAAAAUUCAUUGUGAUUAUUGUACUACAACUGUAAUGUGCUCCCAGGCCAUUUCAGAGGCUGACCAUAACAGCCAAACCAUUAUGAAAAUGUCUAAGAAACCAGCUUUGUUAAGGAAGUCAGUCUUCUGUAUCACAUUGUAAUCAAGACCCUUCAGGACUGCAUGCAUGUGUAUGGUCAAUGCAUUUCUUGUUCUCUAAGCAUUGUUCUCUGCUAAGAGGAAAACACUGUGCAAUAAGUAAGAGUUAAUAAUAAUGUUUCAUUAUCAAUGUCAGCUAAAAUAGUCUGUGGAAAACAGUAAUGUUGAAAGGAUCUGAAAUAAUCACUGUAGCGUACAUAAAGAGCUCCUGAAGUUACAUCCUAGAGAUCUUUAGUUUGUGUUUUCAAAUUACUAUCAUGAUGUGAGUGUGUUUGUAUGUGUCUCACAGAAUUUGUGAGCAGUGCAUGGUUCUCUGACAUUUGUAUUCAACUCUGAAUAACCCUGAAUAACAAUUAAAGAGAGAAACUUA